Molecule: messenger RNA, 2098 nt
Organism: Bombina bombina (fire-bellied toad)
Lineage: Eukaryota; Metazoa; Chordata; Amphibia; Anura; Bombinatoridae
Gene: SLC35B4
Product: solute carrier family 35 member B4
Exons: 10
Coding region: 1-1104 (367 amino acids)
Biological process (GO): transmembrane transport
Cellular component (GO): endoplasmic reticulum membrane; Golgi membrane
Molecular function (GO): UDP-xylose transmembrane transporter activity; UDP-N-acetylglucosamine transmembrane transporter activity
Source: RefSeq, a predicted model, not a curated record
AUGGAUAAGUUACAUGGAGCUGCGUGUGUCAUUGGUAAAUCUGGUGAGGGUCCCUACAAACCAGGAUAUUUGCCCCCUAUAGAGGAAGGUGCAGAAGUGCAGCAAGAAGAUCUCCCAACCAGUGACAAUCCCGCAAGAUCGGGGACAGGCAUGAAAAAACCAUGUGAGACACAUCUCUAUUCUAACAAAAUGAGGUUUCCAGGAUGCGGAAACAUUGUAACAUUUGCACAGUUUUUGUUCAUAGCUGUAGAAGGCUUCAUCUUCCAAGCAAACUUUGGGAGAAAAAAGUCGGCGAUUCCUAUGAGGUAUUACAUCAUUAUGGUAACCAUGUUUUUUACAGUGAGUGUGGUGAAUAAUUAUGCUCUCAACCUGAACAUCUCCAUGCCACUGCACAUGAUAUUCAGAUCGGGUUCUUUAAUAGCAAACAUGGUGCUUGGAAUUAUUAUGUUGCAAAAGAGGUACAGCACCUCCAAGUACUUGUCUAUCGCCCUAGUGUCUGUGGGGAUCUUUAUUUGCACAUUGAUGUCUGCAAAACAAGUGGCAUCUCACCAGGCGUCUAACGAAGAUGACGGCUUUACAGCAUUCCUUUGGUGGCUCUUAGGAAUCGCGGCACUGACCUUUGCCCUUCUGAUGUCGGCCAGAAUGGGAAUCUUCCAGGAAACAUUGUACAAGGAGUAUGGAAAACACUCAAAGGAGGCUUUAUUCUAUAAUCAUGCUCUACCGCUGCCUGGGUUCCUGCUCCUGGCCCCUGACAUUUAUAAUCACGCUGUUAAAUUCACCGAGAGCGAGCCAUUUGAGGUUCCUGUACUGGGAAUACAGAUGCCAGUCAUGUGGUUUUAUCUGCUGAUGAAUGUUAUCACUCAAUACGUGUGCAUUCGAGGUGUGUUCAUACUCACUACAGAGUGCCCGUCCCUCACUGUCACCCUGGUGGUUACUCUGCGCAAAUUCCUCAGCCUCAUCUUCUCCAUUCUAUACUUCCAUAACCCGUUCACUGCCUGGCACUGGGUUGGCACCUUGUUUGUCUUCAUUGGAACUCUGCUAUACACAGAGGUGUGGAACAGCUUGUCACCAGCUCCCAGCAAGAAGGAAGCAAAGAAGGACUAGGUCUAUGUAUGGUUCUGUAAAGGACGGCUCCUGAAGACUGGGAUCCUAGGGCAUUCUAAAGCCUGGUACAGGGCAGAGUACCACGUGCCGAUCACCAUUGUUACUCCGUCUGUAGCUUCAUGUGAGCUUGAUACUCCCUGGUUUGUAAUAGCCUAUUUCUGUAGGCUUAUAAUGCUGUGACAAUAUGAAGUACUGUAUAGGUUAUGUUACCAUUGUACCAAGUAUCUGUGUCAGGAUAUGCCGGAAUACCACAAUCUCCCCACAAUAUCUGCAUGAAUUUAAUACAGGAACGUAUACAAGUGCUUUUUUAUUUAUUUUAAUUUUAAAAAAAUAUAUAAAAACUUUCUAGAUAUUAAAGGGACAUUUCUGCACAAACUGUUUGCUAAGCUAAUAAUAAACAAGAUUGGAACAGAGUUUUGUGUUCUGGUCUUGGGAUGUUUUAAGGGCAAGGUUAUGGCCCCUGAAUAGUUUGCACUUAAAAGUCCCUUUUAGUUUUUUUUUUUUCUCUUCAUUUACAAUUCAAUGAGAUGUGAGACUGCUCCAGUUAUUUACUUGUAUAGAAAAUAAAGAGGGAUCCCCUAUAAAGCUGAUCCUGUAAGUUUAGGAUAUACUUGGUGUCCUGUGAUGCUGAUAAAAUGUACAUCACAAAUAAGCUGCAGAGCCUUUGUAAAGUGUUGCUAAUUCCAGGUUGAACUGAUUAUUUCACAGUGAUUUUCAGGUUGUUUUUUAUUUUGGACCCUAGAAUAUUUAUAAAAUGCUCUAUAGUUUGCAGCUUUAUACUGAGCUUGUCCCAGGGUUCAAUGUAAGUAACCAGGGGAAAUAGUUUCUUGAUUUUAACCUGUUUAUAAUAUCUUAUACUUGUUCCUAUUUUUUAUUGGCUAGUGUGUUUGUAGUCCAACCCCCAAGGGGUUUAUUUUAACUAGACAUGAAGAGUAGUAUGACAGGUAGAUAAUGGCGAUCAAAUAAAAUCCUCAGGGACACAACUGUAAGCGCA